UACCGCUAUACACCGCCAUAUUGUUUGCGGUAGUCGCGCACGUAAUUCGUCGGUUUGUACGUGGUCGCGUGAGUUUUCUUUCGUUCGGUAAGGCCCAUCGGGAAAAUUUGCAAACAUUUCGCGAAAAAGCAAUAUGAAGAAAACUAAGGACGUGUCGGACGAGGAUGAAUAUUCUGCGGACGACCCAGAAGAGGUAGAAGGAGCUUCCGAAGAAGAGUGGACUCCUGAAGCCGGAGCCGAAAGCGGUGCUAAAAAGAGACCCCAAAGAGAAUCUGCUAAAAAGCGACAGCAUUCCGAAGAAGAAGAAGAAGAGGAAGAAGAGGAGGAUGAAGAGGAAGAUGACGAAGAAGACGAGGAAUCUGAUUCUGAUCCAGGAAAGAAACCCAAAAGAAAAAGACGAUCAAAAAAAGAAGAAGAUGAGAAAGAAGAAGAAGACGAAGAAGAUUCAGAUGAUAACAGCUUUAAUGAAUCGUCGGGAGAAACUCCAAAAGAUUUUACCUCCGGUGCAUUCGUUGUUGCAAAAGGCGACAUUGGCGGUAAUACAGAACCAACAUUGUGGAGGAUAGAUGGGAAAGCGUUGCUUCAAAAGUUUUUACCUUUCAAAGAAGAUGGAAAAACAUUGUACAAAAGCACAUCUACGUAUUCCGGUUGGUCCGUGAAUAAUAAAGAUAAAUACUUGGCUGCACAAGUUACUUUCAAAGUGCAAAGUAGAACAGAAACAAUCGUUGAACUUCACCUUGAUCAACAACAACAGCAAGAAGUUGUAAAGGACGAAAAAGAAGACUAAAUAUAGAUCAUAUUUGAUCAUAUUUGUUUAUAUACAUUUUAAGGUACAAUAAGGAAGAAUACAUUUACAUUCACAAAUACACGUCAACACUACACAGACAUGUUAUGCCAACACACGAAUACAAUUUACAAGAUGAUAUUCUAGCAGAUUCGUGUUUAAAGGUAACAUUGAGUGGACCAUGAAUCUCAGUUCAUUAACAACGGGUAGCUUUACAAAUACUUGAUAACAUUUCGAUUAAUCUUUUCGCUGCGAUAGCGUCGAUUCAAUAAAAUUACGAUAUCAGUUAUUCAGCGUUUAGUCAGGUUAAAACAAAAUUACUAUACGAUCUUCAGUUUUUUCACUCUUCCAAUAUAUAUUUAUCUUCUUAGUUAUCUUCUUAAUUAUAGUUAUAUAAAUAAUAAUAAUGAUAAUAAAAUAUAGUACGUAUCUUGUUCUACAGUUAUAUAAAAUUAUUGAUCUUUUGUAUCAAAUUUAUUACAUUUUUUAAGAAAAGUUUACCAUCGCUCUAGUGUAUUUGUAUAAACUUGACAUUGCAUUAAUUCGAUUUGAGAUGGAAAUUUGUGAAUCAUACCGAUAGUAAAUAACCAAAACUUUUGAUCAUGAACAGCGAUUAGUGAAUGCCGACGUCAGAAGCGAAACGAUUAAUAAUAAAAAGCUACCUGUAAAUCUGCAUGGUUAUUCAAUUUCUUAAAUAACAUCCACCUAUAUUUUAUAUUUCACAUUUUAUAAAUUCAACGUAAAUUUGAAUUUCUUAUUUUAAUUAAUUCUCUAUUCUUAUGAUACAACAUUUUGAUCCCAACGAUCAUUUUAUCAUUCGAUGGACUUCAAAUUUGAUAUUUUUUUAUGACAAAUUUUCAGUAGCUAAAUUCUAUAUUACUUUUAAUCAUCGAAACACAGGAUAUUAGAUAUAGAAAACAAAUCACAGUGUCAGUUACCGUUGUGGUUUUGUGUUCCUAUUGUCGUGUAAAUUCGUUGAAAAAUCAUUGUUUUUAAUUUUGUAUUUAAAUUUUGGAAAUGUUUCGUGGCUAUAAACAUUAUGUAUACUCGAUUUAUGUUGAUAACGGUAUUAUGAGUAAGAAAUCAAUUGUACUGUCAUAAUUCAUGUUCAGUGGUAUGUUAUUUCGAUCUAGCUUUAUGGAUAAAAAUAUGGUUCACGUACAUGGAAAAAAAAAGAGUAAAAACUAA
This is a messenger RNA of Megachile rotundata (alfalfa leafcutting bee), 1972 nucleotides long. RefSeq lists its product as uncharacterized. The record is from RefSeq and is a predicted model, not a curated record. NCBI's taxonomy places the organism in Eukaryota, Metazoa, Arthropoda, Insecta, Hymenoptera, Megachilidae. Gene Ontology annotation, cellular component: nucleus.